GCUGCCUGGGAGCAGACGCGGCCCUGAAAGCCUUUUGCUUCAGACGGAUCUCCAGGCUUGUGCUUUUUUCUUCCAUAAAGAAAAUUUGAUUUUCCUUCUCUCUUUUUUUAAAGCAAGAACAGUUUAAUGGGAAUUUUUUUUUUUUUUUAUGCCAUCCCUUUGCAGUAGCGUUGUCUUCCCUUUUUUCUCUUUUCCUGACCGAGUACGUACUGGAUUUGUAUUGCCUGCUCUGGUUUUUUCCCCCACGUGCGCCGGCCAUUAUGCUCAGCCAGUUCAUUCUUAAUUUUUCUACUGGAGUUAUCACCAGGGAUGGAAACAGCGUGUGCUUCUCUCGCAGCCAAGAUCUGCAUAAAGUAUAGCACCAGGAGGCAUGCAUUGUUUUUAUUAUGAAUUAUAAACUCAUUAUCCCGGCGCUCCGAAGUUGUCAGAAAGUUCCGGGUCAGUUCAGGGAAGUGGAUUCCGCUGGGUUCUUUUUGAUUCCUUUUUGGCCCUUGGAGGGUUUUGCGUAGAGCGCCGUCUGGAAGGCCCGGUCCCCUGCAGCCACCGGGAGGAGUUUGGAGCUCGGGACUGGCGGGGUGCGCUGGUCCCCCCAGUGACCCCGGCACAUCGGCGUUGUUCCUCCCUCCUGCACUCGGUCAGAAUGUACGAGCGGCACAAGCGGCGCUACAGCCUGUGUGACAUCUCCAAGGUGGACAGGACUGUGGACGUGGUGUUGCUGAAGAUAAACCGGGAAAGCUGGUGCACGAUUGAGCCGUGUGCUGAUGCAGCCUCCCUCCUGGCUCCCCCGCAGAGCCCAGAAUGUGAGAACUUCCUGGGUGUUGGGCUGGGCCGGGAGUGUGCCCCCACAGAAGGUGAACUGAAAAGAGAAUCCGGGAGUGACUCCGACCUCUUCCACUCGCCCAGCGAAGACGUGGACACCAUCGUCUUCUCCAAGCCCGAGGAAGAGCAGUCGGUCUGUGACAUCACCGGAUCCAGUUCCUCCACCGACGACACCGCCUCCCUGGACCGACACUCUUCGCAUGGCAGCGAUGUGUCCCUCCCCCAGAUGCCAGCUCUGCACCGGUCCAGAGAGCAGCAGUCCCUCGACGGCUUCUGCAGCCCCGGGGUGGGCGCGGAGGGGCGAGAGAGUGAGAGCGAGCCUGCCGGCUCAGGUGAGAUGGAGGAGGAGGAGAUGGACAGCAUCACCGAAGUGCCUGCCAACUGCUCUGUGCUGAGGAGCUCCCUGCGCUCUCUGUCCCCUUUCCGGAGGCACAGCUGGGGUCCUGGCAAGAAUGCGGCCAGCGAUGGAGAAAUGAGCCACCGGAGUUCAAUGCGCGUUCUUGGCGAUGUUGUCAGGAGACCUCCCAUUCAUAGGAGAAGUAUGAGCUGGUGUCCCUCUGGUGUGCAGUGCUCUGCUGCCCUGAGUGCCGACUUUAAUUACCGAAGUUUCAGCCUAGAAGGCUUGGCAGGAGGCGCUGGGGUCGGAAACACGCCAUCCUCAUCUCUGGAAGGAAACUCGGCAAACGCCAAAGAGCUCAGGCACCCGUUCGGGGGUGAGGAACGGGGUGACUCUCUGGUGUCCCUUUCAGAAGAGGAUCUGGAAUCGGGCCAGAGAGAACAUCGGAUGUUUGGUCAUCAGACCUGUCACAGAUCUAAACAACAGGGGUUCAACUACUGCACGUCAGCCGUUUCUUCCACUUUGACAAAGUCCGUCUCCUUAAUGACCAUCAGCCACCCUGGGUUCGACAGUUCCCGGUCUUUCCACAACACCAGCGCUAAUCUGACGGAGAGUAUAACAGAAGAGAACUACAGUUUCCUACCGCAGAGCCCCUCCAAGAAAGACUUUGAAGCGAAGAGUGGGACAAAAGUCAGCCGCACUUUCAGCUACAUCAAGAAUAAAAUGUCCAGCAGUAAGAAGAGCAAAAAGCCAUGGGGAAAAUAUCCUCAGGAAAAGGAGAAAGAGAAAGAUAAAAUCAAGGAGAAGGAGAAGGAUUCUAAAGAGAAGGAGAAGGACAGAAAGCUCCUCAACGGCCACGCGUUCAGUGCCAUUCCCGUCGUGGGGCCCAUCAGCUGCAGCCAGUGUGCGAAGGCCUUCACCAGCAAGGACGCCUACACUUGUGCAAAUUGCAGUGCUUUCGUCCACAAAGGCUGUCGAGAAAGUCUGGCCUCCUGUGCGAAGGUCAAAAUGAAGCAGCCGAAAGGGAGCCUUCAGGCGCACGACACGUCAUCCCUGCCCACGGUCAUCAUGAGGAACAAGCCCUCGCAGCCCAAGGAGCGCCCUCGGUCCGCAGUCCUCCUGGCUGAUGAAACCACUGCCGCCCCCCUGUUCCCCAAUAGACGGUCCCAGCAGAGCAUGUCGCUGUCCAAAAGUGUCUCCAUACAGAACAUCGCUGGAGUUGGCAACGACGAGAACAUAUCCAACACCUGGAAGUUCCUGUCGCACUCCACAGACUCGCUGAAUAAAAUCGUCAAGGUCAACGAGUCCACAGAAUCCCUUACUGACGAGGGAGUAGGUACAGACAUGAAUGAAGGACAGCUGAUGGGCGACUUCGAGAGCGAGUCCAAGCAGCUGGAGGCGGAGUCCUGGAGCCGCGUGGUGGACAGCAAGUUUCUGAAGCAGCAGAAGAAGGAUGCGGUCAAGCGGCAGGAGGUGAUCUAUGAGCUGAUGCAGACGGAGCUGCACCACAUCCGCACGCUCAAGAUCAUGAGCGACGUGUACAGCCGGGGCAUGAUGACCGAGCUGCUCUUCGAGCAGCAGAUGGUGGAGAAGCUGUUCCCCUGUCUGGACGAGCUGAUCAGCAUCCACAGCCAGUUCUUCCAGAGGAUCCUGGAGCGGAAGAAGGAGUCCCUGGUGGAUAAGAGCGAGAGGAACUUCCUCAUCAGGAGGAUGGGCGAUGUGCUUGUGAAUCAGUUUUCCGGGGAGAACGCCGAGCGCCUGAAGAAGACGUACGGCAAGUUCUGUGGGCAGCACAACCAGUCGGUGAACUACUUCAAAGACCUGUACACCAAGGACAAGCGCUUCCAGGCCUUCGUGAAGAAGAAGAUGAGCAGCGCGGUGGUGAGGCGGCUGGGCAUCCCCGAGUGCAUACUGCUGGUCACGCAGCGGAUCACCAAGUACCCGGUGCUGUUCCAGAGGAUCCUGCAGUGCACCAAGGACAACGAGGUGGAGCAGCAAGACCUGGCUCAGUCCCUGAGCCUCGUGAAGGAGGUGAUUGGAGCCGUGGACAGCAAAGUGGCGAGUUACGAGAAGAAAGUGCGUCUGAAUGAGAUUUACACGAAGACAGAUAGCAAGUCGAUCAUGAGGAUGAAGAGCGGUCAGAUGUUUGCCAAGGAGGACUUGAAGCGGAAGAAGCUGGUGCGGGACGGGAGUGUGUUUCUGAAGAACGCCGCGGGCAGGUUGAAAGAGGUCCAAGCAGUUCUGCUGACUGACAUUUUAGUUUUCCUUCAAGAAAAAGACCAGAAGUACGUCUUUGCGUCAUUGGACCAGAAAUCGACAGUGAUCUCCUUGAAGAAGCUGAUUGUGAGGGAGGUGGCGCACGAGGAGAAGGGGUUAUUCCUCAUCAGCAUGGGCAUGAAGGACCCGGAGAUGGUGGAAGUCCACGCCAGCUCCAAAGAGGAGCGCAACAGCUGGAUCCAGAUCAUCCAGGACACAAUCAACACCCUGAACAGAGAUGAAGAUGAAGGAAUUCCAAGUGAGAAUGAGGAAGAAAAGAAAAUGUUGGACACCAAAGCCCGGGAAUUAAAAGAACAACUUCAGCAAAAGGACCAGCAGAUCCUGCUCCUACUAGAAGAGAAGGAGGUGAUCUUUCGGGACAUGAUGGAGUGCAGCACCCCCUUGUCGGAGGAAUACUCCCCGACCCUCAGCCCUCGAAUCCUCUUCCGCUCCAACACAGAGGAGGCGCUCAAGGGAGGACCUUUAAUGAAAAGUGCAAUAAAUGAGGUGGAGAUCCUGCAGGGUUUGGUGAGUGGAAGCCUGGGAGGCCCCCUCGGGCCGGCGGGGAGCAGCCCUGCGGGGCAGGAAGGCACAGUUGGCCCCGUCUCCUUGCCCCGGAGAGCAGAGACCUUCGGGGGAUUCGACAGCCACCAGAUGAACGCUUCCAAAGGAGGAGACAAGGAGGAGGGAGACGAUGGCCAGGACCUGCGGCGCACGGAAUCGGACAGCGGUCUGAAAAAGGGUGGAAAUGCCAACCUGGCGUUUAUGCUGAAAAGAAACAAUGAGCAGGUCAUCCAGAGCAUCGUCCACCUCCACGAGCUCCUUAGCACCUUGCAGGGGGUGGUGCUGCAGCAGGACAGCUACAUCGAGGACCAGAAGCUGCUGCUGAGCGAGAGGGCACUCGCCCGCAGCUCGUCCCGGCCCAGCUCCCUGGUGGAGCAGGAGAAGCAGCGCAGCCUGGAGCGGCAGCGCCAGGACCUGGCCGACCUGCAGAGGCAGCAGGCGCAGCACCUGGAGGAGCGGCGGCGGCGGGAGCGCGAGUGGGAGGCCCGGGAGCGGGCGCUGCAGGAGCGGGAGGCCCGGCUGGCCCAGCGCGAGGAGGAGGUGCAGCGGGGCCAGCAGGACCUGGAGCGGGACCGGGAGGCGCUGCUGCAGAAGAGGGGCGCCUACCAGUACGACCUGGAGCGGCUGCGCACGGCCCAGAAGCAGCUCGAGCGGGAGCAGGAGCAGCUGAAGCGGGACACGGAGCGGCUCAGCCAGAGGCAGCUGGAGCGCGACGUCUGGCAGGUCUCCCAUCCACACACCAAGCUGCUGAGGAUCCCCUCCUUCCUCCCCAACCCCGAGGAGUCCCCGCUGCCGCCCGCGCCUUCGAUAGCCAAGUCAGGGUCCUUGGACUCAGAACUCUCGGUGUCCCCAAAACGGAACAGCAUUGCUCGGACACACAAAGACAAGGGGCCUUUUCACAUACUGAGUUCUGCCAGCCAACCCAGCAGAGCGCCGGAGGGCCCCAGCCAGACCCCGGCGCCCACCUCCUCCUCCACCCGCCUGUUUGGAUUGGCAAAGCCAAAGGACAAGAAGGAGAAAAAGAAGAAGAACAAAGGCCGCUCUCCGUCUGGGGACGGCCCUGCAUCAGAAGUGCCCGCAGAGAGUGAGGAGAUCUUCUGCUGACCCCCCUCCGCCGCUGGCCGUGGCACCAGCCCGCCGCCUGCUGUCCCUGCGUGCCCGCUCUCCUGCGUGGACACCGCCCUCUUCAAGCAUCGCUCCCCCGCACUUUGGGGCCGGGACCUGAGGGACAGAGGGUCCCGCGCGUCGGUGGGUGAGGAGGCCCGGACUUCCCACCCUGGCGACGGGGUGGGGCCGGCCCGGGUGAGGGUGUUACACUGAAAGUAGUGUCCCCAGAAGUCCAGGCAGUGGUUUGGGCCAUGUCAGGAAUUCCUAAAAGCUGAAAGAAUGUUCCAGAUGAGGUGUGAAAUGCUGGCUGCCUUUUAUUUGGGGGACCGCCUCUGAGACUCCAACAGCAGGUAGCGUGGACUUGCUGUGCGUGCAUACACAGUGACCGUCUGCGUGUGCGAGUGGGGCUGUCCGUGAGCACUGCGCAGGCGCGUGCAGGCUUGGCUCUCGCCGCUGGGCCCCGAGGCGGUUUCCCACCCCCCACUCCGCACCCGUUUGCAUGUAUCUCAUUUCACUGUAGAAGGGAUGACGGACACGUGUGGAAACCAGUGAGAAAAGACUUGGUGUGUUUCAAAAGCAUCCGAUCGGCACCUCCUCGAUUCUGGUGUUCCAGCCACCAAAACAGGGGUCCGAUAUCAUUGAUCAAUUCGGAAGAAAUUCCACCCUGGCUUUCCAAGGUGUUUGCCCACAUGUUCUGGGCGCGAUGAAGCAGAGAGGCCUCCUCACCACGACCCCUGCAGGGUGACACUUUUUGGUUGUCACUGACCACUCAGAAGUGGCCACAGCCUCCUGGCAAUGUUCCUGAGGACCAUGGCGGCUCCUGGGGAAGCUGGUCCUGCCUGGCGCUCACGUGGGAGACAGCGGCCCCUCAGCUCCACCAAUAGGGACCCGCUUCUCCUGCAGGAGCUUGUCCCCGCCCCGGGCUAGGACCUCCAGCUGGGAAGUAGCUCAGUGAAGGUGUGAAACAGUGGUCUGUCUCCACGGGCCGGGUGUGGCUCGGGAGGGCUCUCUGUCUGGAGGCUUGGCAAAACUUAACUGCUUAAAAAGUUUUCUAAAAACCUAAAGGCCUGUUGGUUAUUGCACUCUGCCCCUCGAAGAUGCCUCAGAGGCGGCCUGUUUCCUGUCCUCCGUCUUCUCUCCUUUUUGCCUUCUGCGUUGGGUCUGUAUUUGCUUUCAGCUUGUCACCAGCUGGGCGGUGCCGGGGUCCGUGGGCGUGGCUCCCCUGCGAGGCCGCACUGCCCCGCUGUGGCUGCCGGGAGGGACCCCGGGGACCGGGCUCUGACGCGGCUCCCACUCCUGCCUUCUGCCCCUCGGGAGCCGUGACCGUCCUUUUUAAAAAACAAAAAAUCUGUAACUUGGUGCUUGAUGAAUUGCAAGCUGGCCUUGCAGAUGGAGAUAUUUAUCUUUCAGUUUAUUUGAAAGAGGUCUGGUUUAAAAUCGUUAGCUAGUUUUGUUUUAUUUAUUGUGUGUGUGUGUGUCCGUGUCUGUGUGUGUGAAGGGCGAACAUACUGUCCCAACGGUUAUUCAACUCUGAUCACUGUGGAGGGGGAACGGCGCUGGCUGCUCACUCCUCAGUGUCUGCAAGUGCCUUGAAGGCCCACAAGACAUCAGGGUGGGGAAGGGUCCCUUUCCUGCCCCCCCGCCAGCCCCAGCGCAUCCUUUGACCAAGGAAGGGGUGUCUUCUUGCCGCCGAGGAGGGACCCUUGCCUGGUUCUGUCAUUGAGAUUUCUUACCUCCAGCAAUAGACUUGAGGAAUAAAACCAACUGAUUUCUCCUUUUCUCUCGUAACCAUGUAUCCACCCACCCCUCCGCCCACCACCAAAGACCCUAAACAGCAAGCAGCCCGUCCCCCCAGCUUCGUGUCACAGCCGUGCCCGCCUGGCCCUCCCGGAGCUCAGCUGUCUGUCCUUGUCGCCUGCUGGGGUUCCCCCCGGGGCUUCGUGUCGCUCUGCUGGAAGGAAGCACUGGGUCCACGUGCGCCCGGCCGCUUGUGCCCGGGAUGAUGCGAUGGGCUGUCAGGCUGCUGCUCAGAGGCCGGUGGACAGGGAGUGUGUGUGGCUGCACAGCUUGGCUUCGGUUUGAGACUCCCCGCCCCGCCCCCUCCGAGGUUGAACUUGGGGAUUUUUGCUGCUGUGCUUGUGCUAUGACCUUGAGGACGGCUCAGUCGCUGAGUCUAAGCCCCGCCUGGGUUUCUUUCCUGGGAGAAGGGGUUGACUUCUCGGGUGACUCAGGUUCAAGUCCUCGGGGCCCCCAGCUUCUCUAUCAGCCUCCAGAGAUCAGGUGCCCAGCAUUGUGUUUAAGUUUUGGGGGGACGAGGCCUUCCAGAUUCCCCAGGUCUCCAGAAUCUAAUGAGUUUCCUGGAAGGAGGUACCUUCUCUCCAUGAUAUCAUCUCGGUAAUUGUCAUCCUGCCUGGGUGACCUGUGCACUUUUCAUGCUGUCGCCAGCUGGCUUCGCUUUUGUGACAACUAUGUCAACUGUUUCCUUCUUGGAAAACGCAAAAGGUUAAAAACACGCAAAUGGCCACAGUUCAACCUUUGCCAACGUUCCAUCCUACCCCCUAAGCUGUAUGUGGGCAAGAAAUCUGUGUCAAGAUUUUUUUGGAAAGGGUACGAAUCUUACCUUUUUUCCUCUUAAGUCUCAGGGCAAUACCACUGGAACCUGUCCCUUUGCUCAUUUGCUCCCUUAUCUGUUACCUUCCCAAGCCCGGCAUUAGCAGCAGUGAGCAUAGUGUGAGGCCCUGGGGCUUUGUGGGGCCUUUUUGGGGCAGGAAUAGAGCGCAUAGGGUUCAACAGAAUGGGCUCUGCCUUAAGAAAAGCUGGGACCGUACAUAACCUUAGAGGCCAGACCGUGGUCCAGAAGUUGCUCCUCACAGAAGUUGCUCCUCCUUCAUCCUCCGUCUCUGAGUUCUUUCUCUCCAGCGGGUCUUUCUCCCGAGGGUUUGAGUGUGGACCUUGGAGCCGCAUUUACUCCCGUGUCGAUGGUGGCAGUUGUGCCAGAGGACAGCCGAGUCCUGGGAGGGGUGUAGAGCGAGGGGCCUGGUGAGGGGGCUCCAGGGCCACAAAGAGGGUGGUUUGGAGGGGACACUGCCGCAGGGCAUCGACCCCCUCCACACGCUGGGGUGCGCUUGGAAUGGGGAGCCUGCAGGGACGGUGGCUGGCAGGGUGGGUGUGCCUUGCCCCUGCAGCAGGACAGUUGGACAACACGGCUGUGGUCCUGACUGGCCGGGUCCCAGCCGGGCCCUGGCGCUCUUGGCCUGAAGAGACGGGGGAGGGGCACAGCGUGCUUGGCCUUGCUGCUUCCUCUUUCUUCCAACGCAUCGUGACAUUCCUCCUUAACCAGAGCCUUGGGACGGACCGCCUGCUGGCCAGGUGUUAGGAUGACAAGUAUUGUAAUGCGGCCAUAAUAGGAAAAACACACACAGGCUGCUUCUCCCAUGUCCUCCUCUAACUGAAUUUAUGCAAAGACGACAGGCCUCGAAUGACUUCUCCAUCUCGUGAGGUUCAAAGAUGGGCAAACACAAGUGGGCCAGGCUCUCCUGCCGCAGACCCUGCUGAGCCGCUGCCGACACCCAGCCGGAGCCGGCCUGUGCCCGGCCUCCUGCGGCCAACGGAGGAUCGGCCCCCGACCCCCGUGCACCCCGCUUGUCACCUCUGCCUUUUGCAGCCGCCCAACAGGAAGGGCAGUGAGAGCACCGACAGGGCCCCGCCCUGUGGUCACGGCUCAGCCUGUGGCUUCCUGUGUGUCACGCACCCCGUGGGGGCGCGGGGGGCCGCCGGGACAGGCAGGAGGUGACCGCGCACACCUGCGUCUGCUCAUCGUGUUUCCCCUGUGUGAACUUUUCUGUGCUGAAUCCCACUAAGUAAGGGGUGAAACCCACGUGCUGUAUAUGCAUUUGUAAUUAUGUACAAAGUAAACAGUUUUAAACUGUAAAGAUUUUUUUUCAGUGUGUUUUUUGGAAUUUUGCCACAACAUACUGGCUUUGUAUUUUAUUUAUCUUCCUGUCUAGUUAUUGGCUUCAGAUUUCUGUAAAGUCCCCCUCAACCCUUCCAAAAAAAUAAAUGUUCUUUACGUCUCGA
Myotis lucifugus (little brown bat) is the source of this 9160-nucleotide messenger RNA. RefSeq names its product A-kinase anchoring protein 13 (gene AKAP13). The transcript has 32 exons. Gene Ontology annotation, molecular function: guanyl-nucleotide exchange factor activity; MAP kinase scaffold activity. Bases 641 to 5080 code for a protein of 1479 amino acids. Gene Ontology annotation, cellular component: actin cytoskeleton; membrane. The record is from RefSeq and is a predicted model, not a curated record. Gene Ontology annotation, biological process: regulation of Rho protein signal transduction; positive regulation of canonical NF-kappaB signal transduction; adrenergic receptor signaling pathway. NCBI's taxonomy places the organism in Eukaryota, Metazoa, Chordata, Mammalia, Chiroptera, Vespertilionidae.